CCCGGGUACAGACGGGCUCGCGCAGCUCCUGCAGUAGGGUCACAAGGCUGACAUAACACCUGGAGAGGGACAAACGUUGCUCGGGACACUCCAGUGUUUUUAUAAAGAAGAGUGGAACAGAAAAGGACUUUAAUGCUGAGAGAAGACUGGACAGUCUCUUCAGACAGAAGCCAGCCAAUCAGAUAAACUCUUUGCUGUGCGCUAAGCAAGGAACUGAGAUUGCACUUCUUUUUCUUAACACUUGCAUUUUCUGUUUCUGAUCUGUCCCUCCCUAAAGCUGCUGCCUCUUGGACAAAGCUGGGAGCACUGGGUUUAAGGGAACGUAAAUGCCUGCUGAGAUGGCACUGGCCGGUUCACUUUCUAGCAAACCAGUACCACCACGCUCCAGACAAGUUUCUACGGUGGGGGUGGAAGUGCGCCAGAGCAAGCUGGAGUUUUUCUGCAAGCUGGGCUACGGUAAGCAGGACAUCUGCAAAGUGCUGGAGAACCUGGGCCAAGAGGCCUUGGAGGAUGAUGUGCUGAAAGAGCUGAUUCGGAUAGGGAGCAAACCUCAAGCUCUGGAGAGCCGGGCUCAGCCUUCCCCGCUCAAACUUGUUGCCCGUGGAUCCUGUAGCACUGCAGCACCGUUGAGCUGGCUUGGAGAGGACGAAAGCGAUUCCUCCGACUAUUUGAGACCCAUUGUGAUUGAUGGCAGCAAUGUUGCAAUGAGUCAUGGAAACAAAGAGGUAUUCUCCUGCUGGGGGAUCCAGCUGGCAGUGGAUUGGUUUCGAGAGAGAGGACACACAUACAUCAAGGUUUUUGUCCCACUCUGGAGAAAGGAGCCCCCUCGACAAGACAGUCCCAUCGCAGAUCAGCACAUUCUUGAGGAGCUGGAAAAGCAAUCCAUCCUCGUGUACACACCGUCCCGGAAGGUGAAAGGCAAGAGGGUGGUGUGCUACGAUGACCGCUAUAUAGUGAAAGUUGCUUAUGAGAGGGACGGAGUCAUCGUUUCCAAUGACCAUUACCGGGAUCUCCAGAAUGAAAAUCCCGAAUGGAAGUGGUUUAUUGAGCAGCGGCUACUCAUGUACUCUUUUGUCAGUAACAGAUUUAUGCCUCCUGAUGAUCCAUUAGGCCGGCAUGGACCCACUCUUAAUAACUUCCUCAGCAAAAAACCAGUGCUUCCUGAACCAAAAUGGCAGCCUUGCCCCUACGGUAAAAAGUGCACCUACGGCAAUAAAUGCAAAUUUUACCACCCUGAGAGACCACAUCAAGCUCAGCUCUCAGUCGCUGACGAGCUCAGGGCCAAAAUAAAGGUCCCGCUAAGCCUGGGGAGAGAGGAGGAGAAGCAGCGUAGCGGCUCGCCGUUCCGGCCUGGUGGGGAGCCCGCGCCCCAUGGUGCCUGUGCGGAGAUGCUGCGAGAAGGCCGUGGCGGCGUUGCAGAGGCUUCCUGCUACCCAGAGCCACACCGGGCCUGGGCUGCCAGCACCGGCCCUGGCCCUCACCUAGGACUGCACCAGCAGUCCAUACAGCCAGAGCCACCGCCAAACCAGCCCCUCCUGGAGCAGAUGUCAGCCCUAUCCCUCGGGGACGGCACCUACGGCUACAGCUGGUCCAUACGUACCACGCAGGACGGAGAGGUGCCGGAUGGCCCUCAGGGCUGCUCUGACCUCAGGCGCAGCCCGUACCCGCUCCUUCCACCUCCCAGGCUGGAGCUCCCCAGCUCCCCACGAAGCCCUUUCCAGCCGGCGGUGCUCCCGCUUUGCCCAGAGCCCUGCCAGCCCCAGGAGGCCUACGGUGUGCCCUGGGCCGGACAGACGGGCCUCUGGCAUCUUCCUGAGGGUGCUCAGCACAAACAGGCCCCGGAGCCUCAGCACCGUGUUUUGGCGCAGUCUGCAGCUCUUCCCCCUGACCCACGACACUUGUACAGCGAGCAGCACCUGCAGCAGCAUUUCCCCAGCCAGCCCCUGCAGCCACCUUUGCUCGUAGACUCCAGUGAUGGACUGGGCCUCUUCCAGAAAGCCCACCCUUACGCCAAUGCCUUUUACAGUGACUAUUGGCCCAGCCCAGCUGCAAAGCCACCCUCAGCCCAUCAAGCAAACAUCUACAAGGAGCUAUGCGCUCUUUUCCCUUACAGCGAGGUGAACCAUGCCAUGACUUUGUACCCUGAUAUCAAGGACGCUGCCAGCUUGACUUUACUGAUUCAAAGGCACAGAAACUUAUGAAGCUUCCUGAUCGAGUCUUUCCCAACAAGCACAAGUCCUGGGGCAAAAAGAUGCUUAACUGAGGCUUAACUAAGUGUGUUAAAGCGCUUUAGGGCAAAGGUUAGAGCAGUUCCAGGAGCAUAAAUCUAUGUUGCACAGGGUGUCAAGGCAAAGGUUGCCAUUCACUGAAGUGAGCUCUCCUUCACCUCCCAUGGAAUGGAAUGGGAGAGCUCAGGAUACCUGGGCUGUCAGCAUUUCAACUUCACUGCUGGCUGGGUUCAGCAUGGCAUAGGUCUUCAUUAAUGCCCUGAAACACUAGACAUGUUUCUAAAGUCAUAACCUAUUGUUCAGCUCCCAUCAAAGAAGCUGUGCUCCAUGGUCCCUAGUAAAGGGCCCUCCCCAGACUCCCAUGACCUCCCAUAUUGCUCAGCUAGCAUAACAAGUAACUUGGCCAAUUUCCCCUAACACAGGGCUGUGCUCUCUGCUAGAAGACAUCUUUGGCUCCAUGUUACUAUUGCCUGACACAGGUCUAGCCCUGGCCUAACAAGCUUUCAAAGACACAGCUGGUAUUUAUAAACCAAUGCUGUGAACACAUAGUGUCACUAGCAGAGGUGCUGGAGGUGCACAAGAGCACUUGAAGGGAGCUCCAGGUGCAUUUCUCAGCGAUCACACAUACUGAAAGUCAAAUCAGGGAAGUUAUCAUCCUAAGUGUAAGUCCUGAUGUGGACUGAGGCCUUUGGGGAUGUUAGUUAAGAAAACCCUACCCUGGUGUCAACACAAUUAUACAGCUGACUAACUUACAAUUAUAAACAUGUAAAUUGUGUUCUGUUGGGACAGGUUUGAUUUUAAGUAAGCUGUAAAGCUGCAUUAUUCCACUGAAUUCUUCAAUUCAAAUAUUAAGGCUGAUCCUGAAGGGGUUUUUUUGGCAUUAUACCAAAGUUUAAGUAUGUCAGUAUGACAUGUUUUAGAACUGCUUUAAACACAUUAUAAAAUAGUCAUCUAGAACACUUUGUUAUGAAUAAUGUCCUUAAAUUUUUUUCCAUUCCUCUUAGUACUGAGAGGCUUCAUCAAGUCCAGCAUUAAUGUGGGAUUUAGAGACUCUGACCCUGCGGUAUCUCUGGUUCUUCUCUGAAGUGCAAUCAGUGAAGUUGGUCCCAGGCAAGAAUGAAACAUGGACCUCACUGACAGCUUUGAGUUCUCUUGCUUUCAAAAAGAUAGCUGAAGAGUAGCGACUUAUCUUUAGUGACAUUAUCACAUUAUGCAGUCUUUGAAAGUGGUGAUAGUUCUACCUGUUUCUCUCUGGAAACCAUCAGCACCUUCUUUUUUUUUAUGAUGGUAUUUAAAGAAUCAUGAGGAAAUAAGUAAGUAGACUGUAUCAGUUCAAUCUCUUAUGGCCAUGUGGUUGGCUCCAAGAAAUUCUAAUUUGGAGUGUGGAGAUAAGAUUUAUCUUCACAGUUUUUUUUCCAUAUGCCAUGAAUUUUCCACUGAUUAUAGAAAUUCUAUAUAACUGGAUCACCAGAAUGGCUUAUAAGUUUACCCACUGCACAUUACAUCAAAAUUAGAAAUGACAUCAAAACAAAACCAUGGAAUAAAUGUCCUGUGAAAUGCUUUGAGAAGUACUCGAGUCCUACGGCCCACGUCAGUUGCGCUGAAAUACACCACACACCAGAGUGAAGCAACCCGAGACAGCUCACGGAUUAAAUGCCUGGAUUGUGCCUGUGCAAGGCCAAGCUCUUUGGCUUCCCUAACGACCUGCACGGCAGCUUUCCCAACCACUGCUUGACACAUCUAUCCCCUCGCAGAGAAAGCAAGAUGUGGGGCGCAAAAAUACCUUCCACAUACCCAAGCAGAGCCAGUCCCAGACGACAGCAUUCAGAAAACACACACAGAGCAAUGGAGCAGGAUAUAACUGUGCAUCUGGGAUGUAUGUUAAGUAUUUCAUAACAGAAAGUAUUUAAAAUCUAUAGGAGAAUUGGUACCUUGCCUUUAUACAGUGCCCUCAGCUUGCUGGAGAGGUGUGCAUAAGCUCUCUUUUGCCUUUGAGGAUGCACAGGAAUUUGGUUGUUGCUCAGAACACUGUCUUAGUGUUUAAUAACUUAUUUUUCUUUCAUUUCUGUCUUAUUUACUGGGGAAUCUUUCAGUAAAAUACACAGAAUGUGCAUUCUGCUGAGAAAGUGUCUGAGAAAAUAAAUCAGACUUUGGUGCUAAACAGAA
Messenger RNA from Colius striatus (speckled mousebird), 4394 nucleotides. RefSeq names its product zinc finger CCCH-type containing 12D (gene ZC3H12D). Gene Ontology annotation, cellular component: cytoplasmic ribonucleoprotein granule; nucleus. Gene Ontology annotation, biological process: 3'-UTR-mediated mRNA destabilization; nuclear-transcribed mRNA catabolic process, RNase MRP-dependent. The record is from RefSeq and is a predicted model, not a curated record. Gene Ontology annotation, molecular function: metal ion binding; RNA endonuclease activity; mRNA binding. NCBI's taxonomy places the organism in Eukaryota, Metazoa, Chordata, Aves, Coliiformes, Coliidae. The coding region runs from base 327 to 2201 and encodes 624 amino acids. The transcript has 5 exons.